This is a messenger RNA of Phalacrocorax carbo (great cormorant), 3621 nucleotides long. The record is from RefSeq and is a predicted model, not a curated record. Lineage: Eukaryota; Metazoa; Chordata; Aves; Suliformes; Phalacrocoracidae.
CGCCCGGUCCCCUCUGCCCGCUCCGCCACCUUCCCCCCGGCGCCGCGCCCCCCGCCCCUGCCCCGUCACACGGCGACAGCCGCCGCCGGGGGGGGGCGGGCGGGCGGAGGGAGGGCCGGGGCGCGGCGCGGCGGCAGCCCGCCUCGCCCCCUCACACACGCCGCACGCUCCCUCACACUCACCCUCACCCUCACACACACACACACACACCGCCCGGCCGACGGGAGCCGGGGCCCCUGGCAGGGCGGCCGCCCAUGGCUGACGGGAGCCCGAACGAGGGCGCCGAGCCCUUCCCGCGCCGGGAGGAGGCUCCGGAGUGGGGCUACGAGGAAGGAGUGGAGUGGGGGCUGAUUUUUCCCGAUGCUAACGGGGAGUACCAGUCGCCUAUUAACUUGAACUCGAGAGAAGCUAAAUACGACCCCUCGCUCCUGGAAGUGCGUUUGUCGCCCAACUACGUAGUGUGUCGUGACUGUGAAGUGAUCAACGACGGGCAUUCGAUUCAGAUCGCCCUGAAGUCAAAGUCAGUGUUAAUAGGGGGACCAUUACCUCGAGGACAUGAGUUUGAACUACAUGAUGUCCGAUUCCACUGGGGGAGAGAAAACCAGCGUGGUUCUGAACACACGGUUAAUUUUAAGGCCUUUCCCAUGGAGCUUCAUCUGAUGCACUGGAACUCCACACUGUACAGCAGCAUUGAUGAGGCAGUAGGGAAGAAGCACGGCAUAGCUAUUAUUGCUUUGUUUGUGCAGAUAGGAAAAGAGCAUGUAGGCCUAAAGGCUGUAACUGAAAUUCUCCAGGACAUCCAGUACAAGGGAAAGUCCAAAACAAUACCCUGUUUUAAUCCCAACUCUUUAUUGCCAGAUCCUCUACUGCGUGACUACUGGGUGUAUGAGGGCUCUCUAACUGUUCCACCCUGCAGUGAAGGCGUCACCUGGAUAUUAUUUCGCUAUCCUUUGACUGUGUCCCAAGUGCAGAUAGAGGAAUUUCGUAGACUGAGGACACACGUUAAAGGUGCAGAACUUUUAGAGGGCAGUGAUGGAAUCCUAGGAGAUAACUUCAGACCAACUCAGCCACUUAGUGAUAGAGUCAUCAGGGCUGCAUUUCAGUAGCAGAAGAGGGAGAACAACAAAAAUAAAUCUUUAUUCAGUGAUCUUUUCAACCUUUGUUGCCUCACAGAAUAAGAAUUUAAGGAUGACAUUGGAUUCGAUGCGUAAGAGCUGAUACACAUGUGAACCUGAAUUAUCCCUGCUUCAGUUGUUAAAACCUCCCAUGUCAUGUUCCCCUAGCCUCUAUCAGUUACAAGAUAAAUUUCCUCAAUGCUCAACAGUUACUCCUACACCUCUUUAUACUUAGUUAAUCAAUGUUUUACUGUAAUGAAAAACCUUGUAAUGAGUUUCUUAGAGAGUUGAAGAAAAUUCGCUAUCAAGACAACUAGUUACCUUGGAAGUAGCGAGUCAAGACACCAACAUUUGUGGUUGAUUUUGUAAUGAAGUGGCCCUACCUUGAUACAAAUAGUAAGACAGCUAAUCUGGGAAGUCUUCAAGCAAAUAAUGAAUCUGUUCACUUGCUUACUUUAAUAAGUACUACUACUUUUAACAUAGUAAAGUUUUUCAUCUACUAUCCUAUGGUAAACUUUAUUUAAAUAACAACAACAGUGGGUACUCUGCAUUACUCUAUUUUACUGGUAGAAUCCAUUAUAUAAAAGCAUCUCUUUUUUCUGUCUGCACGUUUCUUCAAAGCCAUAUGUUUGUUGUUUCAAAGCAUGCUGCUGAAAGGUGUUUGAUACACACUUUUGGGUAAGGACAUUUAUUUGUACAUUAAAUUCUUGCCCUAUCUAGGUCAAUGGUGGAACAACUUAGUUCACUUCAGGCCCCGUUGUGGAAUUAAGCCUCUUCAGAGCAUGCUCUGGGUCCAGCCCCCAGCUUCAUAGGAAGUUAACAAAUGAUCAGGCAGCCUAAAAGAGAUUAAUAAUUCAGUGCUUCCAAAAAUGGAUCCGUUAAAACUGAGUGAGGAGAUUAUCUUUCCUCUUGCAUGUGACAGAAAUUAUUAAAUGGGCUGGGACAGUGGCCAGCAAUUUUAUGGUCCUUCCAUAUAGCAUAAGCAUUCAAUACAGUGUAUACAUCUAAACAUUUUUGAAGUAAGGGUUUAUUUGUAUUUUAUAACCCUAUUUUAUAUCCACAUCUCAGAAAUUAAACAAAGAAAGCAAAACAUUGGUGCUUGUAUUAGUAUUGUUUUCUCGUUCCCAUAUUUAAUUUUGGGCACAUCCCUAAGCCCAAUUCUCAAUUACAUGGUUCUCUGCAGCCACCAAAUGUUGUCACUUUAAUCUUGAAAUGGAUGUUUCAAAUUCAUCCUGUCUUCUGCAUAAAAAUUACUUGGGAAAAUCAUAGCAAUAUUAAAGUACAAUUUUUCUCAGAGGGUGAAUAAGGCCCUGAGGGCAGUGCAGGUAAUUCAAGUCUGUAACAGUGAAAUUACUUGACACGCUGAGUUUGAAUUUUAAGCAUGAAAGGGUUUCCUUUACAAUGCUGGAAUUGAAAAGUAAAAAUUUCCCUUUUGCUUUCAUGUUUGAAAUUUUAUUACAUUUGUCAAUACUUAUAAAGAUUUGUUUUAAAUAAUAAAAUUUAUCUUGGCCAUGCUUCACAAAAUGAUCUGCAGUUUUAAUUCCCAAAUGAUGGAAUUUUUAAUGUAAAAUUAUAGUCCUCACUGUAGGGCUAUGCUAAUUAUGGACUCUCAAGCACUGAGAAAGAACUGUGACUCCUGGCAUUGUGUAGCCUACAGAAGAAAUGACACUUGGCUCUUUACACCUGAUUGAAUUAUUUAUCAGAAAUUCAUUUUUAGUCUUGGAUGCAUCAGUCCAAAUAGCACUGAACCAAUAUAUUCUUGCUAUUGAGUUUGUCUCUAGGGAGCUGGAAACUAGAUAGAUGAAGCGUAAAAAGAAAUCAUGUGGCUUUGAUCACCUUUCUUCUAUGCAGAAAGGGAGAAAGGGAAGAAAACAAUCAUUCCUACUUUGUAGUGAUGUCGUUGCACAGUUCUCUCCAGUAGGAAAGUGUUGAGGAACAGUAGUUCCUCACACAGACCUUGACAUCCUCAGAAAAGACACCUUCCCUCGUUCAUAGGAAAGAUGUAAUGGUCCUUAAGCUGGGUCUGCUGACAUCAGCUGAAUAUUGCUAUGAAGACUCAGUAGUAGAUUGGGGUAUAAGAGUUUGCAGGGUGGCAUCUACAUAGUGAUCUAAGGGGAGCAUUUAUUCCUUUCAAAGAAGAGAUUAUCUUUUGUUUUAAAGCUCUGGUAUGUCUUCAAUAUUACGAUUACAAGCACACUGGUGGACUUCUUUUCUGACGUGAUGCCCCUCUGUCAAGGCUGCUGGAACACCUGUCAGUGGAGUUUUCAAUAUUUUCUUUUAUUCCAAGCCAGUGUCGUGCAGCCACUUGAAGAACCUUGAGGAACAUUAGUUUUCCAUGACCUCACCCCUCAGUCAGGGAAAGAAAGAGACAAAUGUUUCCAUAAGCGUUGUAUACACAGGAGUAGAAAGAGGUUGCUUGAAAGGUCUCAUCAGUUUUAACUGCAUGAGAAUGCAAGCUCUAUGCAUGCAAUGCUGACAAAUCUUCAGGAUGUCUGCUCUUCAGCCU